This is a messenger RNA of Paramecium tetraurelia, 891 nucleotides long. RefSeq lists its product as uncharacterized. The transcript has 3 exons. The record is from RefSeq and is a predicted model, not a curated record. Lineage: Eukaryota; Ciliophora; Oligohymenophorea; Peniculida; Parameciidae.
AUGUUUAAAGCUAGGAAAUUAGGUCCAUAAUCGUACUUGGAUUAUCUUAGAGAUGAGAUGCCUACAGAGAGUACCACAAUAACUAAGAAGGAUCAAACUUAUUGGAAUAACAAAAACUAGUUCUUUUCCAAAAUUGCUUUUACUCAAUAGAAUCCUAAUGAGUCACGAAACAUUGGAAAAAUUGAAAACUUUAAAAAUGAAUCAUAAUUAAGACUAAAGAGGAAUGAAUAUAAGAGAACUAUAUUAGAAAUUAAAAGUAGAUAGAAGCAAUCUUAGACAAGUAAAUAUGUUGUAUCAGAUGAGGAUUUAAAUUUGCCUCUUUUUCAAAGGCCCCCUGCAUAUUUAGACAAUUAAACUGACAAUUAUUGGAACCAUUUAGAACUACUUGACAAGAAACAUUUAAAAUAAGUUUAUGGACCUAAAACCUUUUAAAGACAAAGAUAAGCAAUAAAUUAAAUUGAUAAAAACUUUCAAGCAGAUAUAGAACUUCAGCAGAUGAAAUUACAAGCAUAAUUUGAUUUUAGAAAUAGAUUGUUAAACCAUCGAUCUUUGUAGGCAUCUAAAGGAAAUGUUAAAGCCUUAGAACUAAGUUAUUUAAGAUAGGUUAGGCCAGAGUAUAAAGGAUUGGUAUUAUUAAAUAUGACUACGAUUGAAUAAUAAUAUUUAUGCCCUACUUUAUAUUAACAUGUGGAAAAAUAUGAUAUUUCAGCUAGUAUGUAAACGAAAAAAAAGUAAUAAUAAUAAAAAAAUGCCAGAUCAAGAAGUUUGAAUACUUAAUAAUCUGAAAUUGAUGAAUCCUCUUGUAAUCAAAAAGAGUAUGAGGAGAUGAAAGAAACAAUACAGAAAUUUGAGAUCAAAUUAAAAGAGAAAUGCCAAUUUUUGUAAAGAUGA